AUGAUCAGUAAAAUUUACUUUUUGGUUUUGUUUGCAAUUUUGCAUGGAACGACAAUAACGUCCGGCUCGAUCUUUUAUGAUCAGCUGAUAAGAUCUCGUCGAUUGAACCAGGCUUGUAGUAAUGAUAUGGAUUGCUUGAAAAUAAACUUCGCUGUUUGCGGUAUAGAUGGAUCUUGCCACUGUAUAGAUGAUUUUUUUGCGUUCAAUGGUUAUCAAUGCUUGGCGAGGGUCAACGGAAUUUGUUCUGAAAAUAAAGACUGUUUCAUUGAGAACUCGAUUUGCGUUGAUAAAGGGUGCAAGUGUAAGCCGCAAUAUGCUCUUCAAUCUUAUCACUGUUUACCAUCAACAUUAGGAAAUUUUUGUAACAGCCACUGGGAUUGCCAGUUCACAUAUUACACAGAAUGUUCCAAUUAUAGAUGCGUUUGUAAAGAGAACUACAUACUCGUGGAUUCGACAUGUCUUCCUCUUUUAGGAAGCUAUUGUCUCGAAAAUGGACCUUGUGCAACGGCUCAUUCUGUCUGUAAAGAGAAUAAAUGUUAA
This is a messenger RNA of Cotesia congregata, 540 nucleotides long. Lineage: Eukaryota; Metazoa; Arthropoda; Insecta; Hymenoptera; Braconidae. The record is from the annotation of a GenBank genome assembly.